Molecule: messenger RNA, 2201 nt
Organism: Styela clava
Lineage: Eukaryota; Metazoa; Chordata; Ascidiacea; Stolidobranchia; Styelidae
Product: sodium-coupled monocarboxylate transporter 2-like
Biological process (GO): transmembrane transport; sodium ion transport
Cellular component (GO): membrane
Molecular function (GO): symporter activity
Source: RefSeq, a predicted model, not a curated record
UAUAUAGAAUAUAGAUAUUUUAUACAAGGCUUGUCUAUAUUGUAAAGAUCAAUUCACUUAAAGUUUGAAUAUUAGAGAAGAUCAAUGGAGAAAACUGUGGAUACGAGAUUUGCAAUUGCCGAUUACGUGGUUUUCAUUGCGUUGCUGGUCGUUCCUUCCUUCAUCGGGGUGUAUUUUGCUUACAAGGAUAGGAAAAGUUCUUCGACGAGCAAUUAUUUUUUUGGAGAAAAAAAGCUAAAUGCAGUCGCUGUGGGAAUUUCAACUGCGGUUACAAGCAUAUCGGCAAUAACAAUGAUUGGAUAUCCAGCUGAAGUAUAUAUCGUGGGAACGGUGUACAUAUGGGCUCCUAUUGCGAUUAUUCUCGCUACCAUGGUCACAAUCGUGUACUACUUACCUUUUUACAACAAUCUUGAACUGGAGACUAUUUAUGCGUAUUUAGAGUUGCGAUUCAACAAAUCCACAAGAAGGAUUGUUGCGGUUAUGGUUCCAUUAAGCGAGGUAUUUUUCAUGGGCACGGUUGCAUAUAUUCCAGCUUUGGCGUUGAGUGCUGUAACUCCAAUAACAGUUCCUAUUAGUAUUGGAAUAACUGGCGGGAUUUGCACCUUCUACACAGUUUUGGGAGGAAUCAAAGCAGUUGUGUGGACUGACGUAGUGCAGUCUCUUCUGAUGCUAGGCGGGUCUAUACUUGUUCUCACAUGCGGAAUCGUCCACUUAGGGGGAUUUGGAGAACUUGAAGCUGCUCUCAGUCGUGGGGAAAGGCUGACGUUUAUGAGUUUCGAUAAAAUUGAUAUUUCAUCGCGAAUGUCACCAUUGGCCAUAUUAGUUGGGGAGUUUUUUGUUUUCAAUCAUUACCUUGGAUUUUCGCAACCAAUAUUUCAACGAAUUCAAUCUUGCAGGAACAAGACACAAUCACAGUACGCAAUUAUAGCAUAUAUCAUUCCAGCCAUCACGAUUAUCUUCAUAGCAAUAGGAAAUGGAUUACUUUACUACGCAUUCUUUGAAGGAUGCGAUCCGGUUGAGUCAGGAAUUCUAACCAGCAGAGAUCAAGGAAUGCCCUAUAUUGCUCUUCAUUUGUUCAAAAACAUUCCAGGAUUGUCGGGGUUGUAUGUUGCUGCUGUGUUUAGUGGGAGUCUCAGCACUGUAUCGUCAGGAAUUAAUGCUUACUCAAUCGUUAUAGUCGAAGACUUUAUGUUAGCCAUAUACCCUCGGGCAUCAGAGAAAUUAAAACUGUUUGCUGGAAAGACAAGUGCUUUACUACUGGGUGUAAUCGUCACCUUCUGUGGAUACAUGAUAUCUACACUCGGGUCAAACAUAUUUAAAAUUCUCCGAAGCUUGAUGGGAGCAGUUGGUGGUCCAGUUUUCGGGAUUUAUAUUCUUGGACUUCUUUUUCCCUGGGCAAAUUCCACAGGAGCCAUCGCUGGUGUUCUUGUAGGAUAUGCAUUUAUGGUUUGGGUGUUUCUCGGUUCUAUUUUUCUGCUUACUGCACCACCGAGGAUCCAGCUUCCGCCAAUAACAACGGAUCUCUGCCCAUUAUUAAAUGGUUCGUAUACAACGAUGUCAACGCUUACUUCAAGCAUUACAACUCUACAAGAUGGUUCGGCAAGCGAGGGUUAUCGCGUUGAUCAGCUAAUCUACAGCAUCAAUUUUCAUUACUACAUAUUAACCGGAGCUCUAGUCACUAUUGUUACAGGAUUGAUUGCAUCCGGAAUAUCAGGAUUCAAGAAACCACAAGAACUUGAUCCGAAGUUGUUCUUACCGAUAUUUGACAACAAACGAUUUCCUGAUUGCGUUAGAAAAUUUUUCCGAUGUGGUGUACCGAAAGAUGAUUAUUCCAGUUGUCACAAAAACAAAAAAACGGAAGCCUCUUCAGAAGACGUUGAAGAGAACUUUUUAAUGACCUAAAUUUGGGGAAUCUAGAUCUUCGAGAACUUCACGAAACAACCCUCACACACCUUCUUAGCCAAAACACUUGUUACACACUGCCAUCUGAUAUGUUCAUAUAUUUUGAACUCCAUCGCAAAAAGUUUGCAGAAACUAGCGUUCCAAACCUCUCGCCUAACGCUUGAGAACUUGACAUGUUUUAGUAGAAAUAACAGAAACCUCAGAAACUAAUCACUAACAAGUUAAUUAUAUGCUUUAUUUUAGAAACAAUUUGUAGCUUUAAAAACUGACUUGUAGUAAUUAAAUUAAACUUUUUGAAA